This is a messenger RNA of Serendipita indica DSM 11827, 6741 nucleotides long. The record is from the annotation of a GenBank genome assembly. NCBI's taxonomy places the organism in Eukaryota, Fungi, Basidiomycota, Agaricomycetes, Sebacinales, Serendipitaceae.
AUGGUCUGGAAGCCGCUCCCAGUGAUCGUCUAUGGAUUCGCCAUCCAUCCACUCUCGUCGUCUUCAUCGGGCUCAAACGAUCCAAAUAAACCUCAAAAUGGCCGUCUUUCAACCGUAAUGGAGCUCGAGCACGAAGAAGAGGACGCGAAUCCGUACGUGGUCGCUCUCGAGGUCGGCGACGAAGUCUACGCGUUUGAAGAAUACGUCGGUGCUGUUCCUAACAACGACGAGAAGAGCUUAUGGUAUCGAGGCUAUGUGGUCUGCUCGCCUCGUCAUCCACUCGUAACAGCCGCUGCAGCCGCUGCAGAAGGUCUCCCUGUUGCACCUCCGACCAAUCUACAUGCGGCCAUGGAGGAGCCUCAAGUCUUUAUUGGAAUCUUUCCCGCCUCUCAUAUUCACGUCCGUGACGAGCUUGCAGACGCCGAGGGACGUUUACAAGAAGUGUUCAGCCGCAUCAAUGCUGGAUUGGACCCAUACAUCUCCUUUUCCUCCAGGGACCGUGACGGGCCCAUGGAGACCGUUCAGGAAGAAGAGGAACCCCCGUCCAUACCAGAGAUUCCCGAAAUCUUGACAAGAAAAUCUAUCAAGCUUGGACCGAGACCCGAGCAAGGGAAUGCCCUACGAGCGCCGGUUCCUGUGAGCCAACCCGUACGACCCGUUUCAUCCAUGCGGAGUACCUCUCCCAUUCAAAAACCACUUCCUCCCCGACCUUCACUCAAAUCUGGUGAUGACACGGCCGCAGGUGCAGAGCAGCCAUUGAUCGACGAAAUCUCUAGCGCUUUGAGAGAGUGGCACAACCUCUUGUUCACAUAUCUCUCCCGACGGGACUACAAACUGUUCCAAACUGUUCGGGAUCAUAUUGAAGAGCUACAUCUUGGCAGGCGCCAGCUCCUUGCCCAGACUCUAAGCGUAGAGGAGACGAUGAACUUGCGGCGAGAGUGCGUCAAUCGCCUCGUUCGAGGAAAUGUCGCGCAGAAUCUUGAUGUAAUCGUUCGUCAUCCAACCUGGGGUGCCCUCGUCACCGUCGACGUCGAAAGCGAACUCGACGCCCGAAGUUGGGUUGGUGCAAUCCCCAUGUACGCCAUGCAAGUGGCAUUGGCCUAUAUCGAUGCCAGUCGUGCAGAUAUUCUCAGUGCAAGCCGGGGAAGCGCAAUGGGAGACAUUACCAAUGCGGUCGUGCCCCGUAUUCAAGCCUCUCCCAAUGGAGCAACCCCCCUAACCGCAACCUUUACCCCCGACUUUUCACAGUUCCCCAACUCUGCAACCGCAUCUCAACUCAACCCUUUGCUCUCUAACUCUGGAUUCGACACUGGACCGACUCCCUCUUCCAGCGGUACAAGCAAGUCGGCCAAAUUCUUCCACGUCUUCCUAGACUUGCAAGCCUUCGUUGCAUCUCCCUGCUCUCCAGGAGAGACGGCGGAACUCUACUUUUCACUGUAUAAUAAGCCCGACGCACGAUUCCUCACCGAGGAGUUUUGCGUUGUACUCAAUCACCAAGGUGCUCUUGCGAGACCCCCCCCAGUGCAGUCGAUGAAUGAUAUUGCCUCUCUGGGUGGUCUUGGCAAAAUCCGCACCCUUUUCACCGACCUCGGCUCUCAAGAUAUCCAGGAGAGCAUCUACCUCGUCUGCAGGAUAGUACGAAACGGGAGCAUGAAGAUUAGUGGGAUGCCGAGCUCCAGCGGCUAUCCGGGUGCUCUCCCAUCGGGCUCGAUGAGAAGAGGAUCCGAGCCACUGUUGAAUACACUCUCGGAGAAUGAGGCACUUGUCGCUCCUUCGACAGCGGGACCAUUUACACAGACCUUUGAAUCCUCGUCUCAGUCCUUCAGACGACCGUUUGGAUGUGCAGUUCUCGAGCUCACGCAGUUGUCGAAAUGGACUGUGGACAAAGCAGAGGCCAGUCAAGCACGAGAGCACACGUUGCCCAUCUUUGUUCCUACGCGCGAGGUCACGUUUAGCACAUUGCACCAGGCGAUCAUUGCCAGUGAAACGUCAGAAUUUGAGAAGAGUCCGAGGGCAGAAAUGAUUGCCGUGACCGUCAAGAUGUUCCAUGGAGAUGCACCAACCAUUAUCCGCGAGAAUCCAUCACUCCUUCAAGACGUGCCCAUCACAUCGCGACUCGGCUUUCCCGAUGUCGUCUUCCCAGGAGACACCAGGAAUGAAGUCUAUAUUAAACUAUGGAGCGGUGAAUUCUUCUCUGGCACCAGCCAGGGAAGCACCACACCUCGAGGACUAAUUGGCCGCGUCCCAUCGUUUGCCGGAGCUCUCUCCACCGCCCGCAAUGUCCAAGUCUCUAUCGAAGUUCGACAUCGCAGUGGCAAGGUCCUGGAAAACGUGAUUAGCCCAGGGAGUGGGGAACCACCAAUGACCGUUUUCCACUCUAUGGUUUUCUAUCGAAACAACAAUCCGACCUUUGGAGAGCUUAUCAAAUUGCUCAUCUCUGUCGACGUCAUGGCGGAUUGUCACCUGUUCUUCGUGUUCAGGCAUAGGACAUCGAAAGAAGGGAGCAGAACGCCUGGAGGGAACAGCAGCAAUAGCUCGAAGCACCACAACUCGGAUGGUGGUAGCGAAAGGCCAUUCGCAUUUGCAUACCUGCCGUUGUUCCCAGAUGGGAGAGCGUUCCUGCAAGAUGGUCCACAUAAUCUUGUCCUCUACAAGGCGGAUAAGCUACACGCCAUCCCACCGGAUAUGUACUAUGGCGCACCACCGUAUGUUCAGCCAGGGAAUCGUGCAGAGUCCAUCCUCGUCCCAUCGCAUUUGAUCAAGACGGCUAUACCAACACAGGAUUCACUCAUCAUCCGACUGCUUCACUGGGAGCAACUCUCGGACAAAAACGAGCUUUGCACGAUCCUGACAAAGUUUACCUUUGUAAGCGAGGUCGAGAUUGUCAAGUUCCUGCGGGAUAUCUUCGACUCGCUCUUCGCCAUCCUCAUCUCCAAGGUCAACGAAACGGCGGAUAUGGAUGAUCUCAUCUUCAACGCACUCGUCACAGUCCUCGGCAUUGUCCAAGACCGACGAUUCAUGAACUUCCAACCCGUGCUAGAUGUUUAUAUUGAUAAGCAUUUCACGUGUGCACCAGCGGCAUCCAAGAUUCUUCGGUCCAUGAACCGUCUCCUCAGCGACCCGACUAGCACCGCCUCUGCCAGUCCCCUUCGGAACGCGCUCAAAGUGUGGCACUAUGUAUUCCGCUUCGUCAUCCGUGCGCGAGAGCUUCAGAGGAUCAAAGAAGCAAACGUCGGCAGCGGUGCAACGAGCGAGCAUUUUGAACAAACUUUCAAAAAGGAGCUCACGGUGCACUUGAACGAGGUCAACAAGUUGAUGUCGACGACCCGACCUGAAUCGAUCAUUGGCGCACAAACCCUUGCCAUCCAGCAUUUUGCUUCCAUUCUGCCGGAUCUCGCCAAAGUGUUCACGAAUGUCGAAAUUGUCACUAUUGCGACCAAGUUUUCCAAUGCAAUGCCGAUGCCUAAGGGCAAGCUGGUGAUAUGGAAGCUAAUCAUGUUCUUGCAAUUGGUCAAGGGCUUCUUAUUCGAGAAUGCGCAGUCAAGGGCGUUGCUGGUCGAGUCAGUUGUCAGCUGGAUCAAGCCAUACUUUGGAAGCUACGACGAGAUGUCUCACGUCGGCCAAUCCGAGCUCGAGGCGGCGAGAGACGCUUCCAGGAUCGCCUGGCUAGAGAGCUCCCGCCUCUGCGUGACGAUCAUCGCCGUGAUGCUGGCUCAUCUACAGCAAAGCCUCAUCAACCCGACCAUAGUAGCUGAUCGUAAGGCUCUCCGACAGGAGCACGACAAUGUUGAAUAUGUCCUCUCCUUGAUGCCGAGAUUGCUCGAUACGUAUAAGGAGUUCCAAAGUCCAGCCAAUGCACGAUCGUUGGAGCGAACGCGAUCACCCGCCACUCUGGUCACACCAGUGCCUACUGUAUUUCCAUCAUCCUAUCCCUUCUCGCUGAUAUCCAGCCUACCAGUCAACAACGGUAGCGACGCCUCCCCUGGAGCCCCCAUUCAAGUGUUCAACUGUUCAUUAGGAGAGGCUGCUAUUGUAUUCCUGGUGCUCAUUCUGUCGUCUCCCCGCAAGCAUUUGAUCGGCUUCCUCGAGGGCAUUCUCGAGAUUGAAGGACAGGACAACUUUGCUAACCUUCUCACCAAGAUAUUCAGGACCGGUCUCUCAAUUCUGAGCAACGAGGCCUUCCCAAAGUCCUGGUUGAAUGUCAAUAUCCUGGCACACAAAGUUCUGCUCAAGAUUAGCGACCCGAUAUCGAUACUCCUGAUGAAGCAUUUCAUCCCGGAUCAAAAGGAGGCUUACCAGUUCAACUCAAAUCUAUGGAGGGACGGAUUCGCAUUGAUACUCAAAUUGCUAUCAAGUGAUCAGCUUGUCAUUGAAGAGUUUAGUCCCCAGAAACGUCGAGCUGUCUGGAGACUGGCAGGUGACAUCCGUGGCGAAGGUGCAACGAUCUUACUUCGACUCUGGGAGGCUCUCGGAUGGCCCGAAUCUGUCUCCCAAGAUGCUGGUGCCGUGACCCGCUACGGGGGUUACCAGGUUGCUUUGAACACCUUGGUUGGCAAUGUGCUCGACUUGUGUCUCAGUCACCACGAUCAACUUCGAAACAACGCAGUCAGCAUCCUCUAUAGUAUGAUUGUGUCGGAGUAUCACCUAUCCGAGCACUUCAACGACAUUGAAACGGAAUUGGUCAACAAGCUCGAUUCACUCUUCAUGUCCGAAUCGAAGAGCGACGACAUCUCCCGAGCUUUCUUUAUCAACCAGCUUCGUCUCCUUUUCGAGUCUUCAAACGUCGAAGAACAAUUAAGACAACGUGUGUCCGACUUCUUGGACUCUGUCGACCUAUUCCUCGAACUACUGAUGAACGUACGGGAACUACCCGAUGGGGAGGAAUAUCAGGAUGACCGAGUGAUUGCCACCCUUCGUUUGAUGAAUUUCAUUCGUCGUAUAGGGCGUGAUGAGAUUUACAUCAAGUAUGUACAUCAACUUGUCAAUAUGCAUCUUCAGAGCCAAAACUACGUCGAAGCUGCACUAACACUCAAACUGCACGCCGAUUUAUACGAGUGGGACCUGAACGCAUUCGUUCCGCCAAUGGCAGAUCUGGAUCUUCCUCAACAAUCCCACUUCGUACGGAAGGAGACUCUAUGCCUCCUCAUCCUGGACUAUUUGGGCAAAGGCAAAGCAUGGGAGAGUGCUGUUGAGGUUUGCAAGGAAUUGGCAUACCAGCAUAUGGAGGUCACAUUCAACUAUCAUCGUUUGUCCGAAAUACUCUUACAUCAAGCGACUCUCCUCGAGCACAUUGUGACCGACCAACGGUACUAUUCUGAGUACUUCCGUGUAUCCUUCCACGGGAGUUUUCCAGUGGCUUUAAGGAACAAGCAGUUCAUCUAUCGAGGGGACGUAUGGGAGAAAUACCCAGCGUUCUGCGAACGGAUGAUCAGCAAGUAUCCUGGGGCUCAGUUGAUUAAGACUGCCAGCGAACCUUCAGACGAGAUUCGGUUUGGGACGGCCCUGUAUAUUCAAUGCACACAAGUCACACCAGAGCCGGAUCGCUCGUUACCGAUAUUUACCAACCCUGAUGUACCAGCGGCGGUUAGAACAUACUAUGAGCAUAGCGCUAUCAACGUCUUCAGCUGCACGCGACCGUUCACCAAGGACCCGGUAACUGACGAGAAGCCUCGUUUCAGAGACGUUUGGACCGAGAAGACUUACUUCACUACUGAAGAAUCUUUUCCGACUGUACUCAGGCGUUCUGAAGUCAUCGAAAUCCAAGUGGUCGAGAUUUCUCCUCUGGAUAAUGCGUUGCUGGAUGUCGAGCAAAAGACAAAGGAGCUGCAGAUACUGGAAGCCAAGUUUUCUGCACUCGCAAAAACAUCAUCGUCUAUCAAUGCCACGGCAUUGACGAUGGCUUUGAAUACAGUUGUUGAUCCUCCAUCGGAGAGUGGGGUGCCCGUCUACCGCGACUCGUUCCUGAAGACGGAAUACCUUGCUCGCAACCCAUCGCAGGAGCCAUUGUUGCAGAAACUGCGUUCUGCGAUUGAUGAGCAGGCUCGUGUGGUAGAUCGAUGCCUCAAGCUCCAUGGUGCCUUGUGUGCCCCAGAGAUGAUGUCCUUCCACGACACGCUUAUGCGCUUUUUCCGCACAAACUUCCACGACGAGAUUCAACGCUUACCAGCAGAUUCUUCUACCAACUUAGACCCUGACAUUGUUUCCAAACAAGACGGCAUCUCACGAGGUGGAUAUGAGGGCGGAGGGAUCGGCGAAUGGGGAGAAUCUCGUGAGCGAGCUAACUCGAUCGCUUUGAGUGCAAAUGGUACAACUGGUCCUCAAGGAAUGACAACGCUUGUGGGCCAGGGGUCGUUCAUGAUCCCACCCCUCGCCUUUGGACAAGUCCCUGGUGCAGGCAUCACAGGGCCUCCACCUACCCCGGGUGGUAGUCGUUUCUUGGCAGAGAAUACUCGACAGCAGACGCCACUCCAACGCAACUUGGCGAGAUUGACGCGGUAUGGCAUGUCGUCCAUCACGUCUGGUCCAGGAGAUCGACCACCCAUGCCGGACCGUAAUCUUGCGAGUGACGCCGACGCAACUAGCCAGCAAGGGUCAAUGAUCAACGUCGGUAACGGGCCGGGUCUCGUCGGAUCGUCGAGAGCGUCGGUACAAGCAACAGCGAGAGAUGUCGCGAGCACUAUUUCUGCAGCCGCAAAGUCACGUAUUUCGAGGAUGGGGAGCUUUAGUUGGCGUCGAGGAUGA